This is a messenger RNA of Podarcis lilfordi (Lilford's wall lizard), 11461 nucleotides long. Lineage: Eukaryota; Metazoa; Chordata; Lepidosauria; Squamata; Lacertidae. The record is from the annotation of a GenBank genome assembly.
GGGCUGAGUCAGCUCAGACUUUUCAGCCCUGCUGGCUUAACCCCUCCCUGCCCGCGGGAGGGGGGGGCAAGCGGCUUUUCUCUCUGGCCUUCCAGCGAGGAGGAAUGGGGGAGUGGUCUGAGCCUCCCGCUGGCUGGGAAGAAGGAGGAAGAGGAGGAAAAAAAAGGUUGCUGGGCGAGAGGAGGAGUUUGGGUUCCACCUCGCAACUUCUCAUCCCUCCCCCCCCUUUAAACUUUUCUGAUUUUUCUUUCUUUCUCUUUCCCCCUUCUAUUUCUUUCUUUUCUUUCUUCCCAGGAAAGAGGGGGAAAAACCCAAGUUUGCAACUCUCCGGGGGCCAUGGCCAAAUCUUACGAUCACCUCUUCAAGCUGCUCCUGAUCGGAGACAGUGGAGUGGGGAAGACGUGCCUGAUCAUCCGCUUUGCAGAAGACAACUUCAGCGGGACCUAUAUCAGUACCAUCGGUGAGAGGGGUUGGGGGGCGGUGAGGGGGGUUCCAGGGGAAUGGGGUGGGCGGUGAGGGGGAGAUCUGGGGAAAGGGAGGGGCUCUGUCACCCCCUUGCACCUCGAUCUUCAAGGCUUCGCAUCCUCCUUCUCCCAGUCCGAAUCCCCCAAGACGUUUGUUUGUUUAUCCGUCAAACGCAUCAAUAUCCCACCUUUUGACGCAAGGGCACGAUUCUCUCCCUCCACAUUUAAACGCCACAACAACUCUGAGAGGUAGGUUAGGCGGAGAGGCCAAGUGAGAUUUGGGCUGAGUGGGGAUUGGAAUAAGGUUACCAGAUUUUUUUCAAUGAAUCCGGGGACAAUUUCCUACUAAAUAGAUGGGGACUGAUUUGUAAAUCAGGGGACUGUCCCCGGGAAACAGGGACAUCUGGCAACCUUAGAUUGGAACCCUGGUCUCUCCCAGAUCGGAGUUUGACACCCUGACCCAUGGGUAGGCAAACUAAGGCCCGGAGGCCGGAUCCGGCCCAAUCGCCUUCUGAAUCCGGCCCACGGACAGUCCAGGAAUCAGCGUGUUUUUACAUGAGUAGAAUAUGCCCUUUUAUUUAAAAUGCAUCUCUGGGUUAUUUGUGGGGCAUAGGAAUUUGUUUUGGUUUUUUUCCCCAAAAUAUAGUCUGGCCCCCCACAAGGUCUGAGGGACAGUGGACCGGCCCCCUGCUGAAAAAGUUUGCUGACCCCUGCAUUACACUGCCAGGAGGAAUGGGCACCCCCACCCCCCGCUAGUGUUAGAGCUGCACUGUGCAUUUAAAGUGCAUUUGAUGCACAUUUGUUAUUAUUUAUGAAAUUUAUAGGCCACCCUUCGUCAAAAGACGGCUUGUCGGUUUGCAACGCAGAAUGCAUAACAUUGUAUCGAGGCAGGUUAAAAAUCAAACACAGUUAUAUUUUAUUUAUUCCAUAAAAUUUAUACGCCGUCUAAUUAUAAAAAAACCCCUAAACAAAACGCAAAGAGGUUUACAGAAAGAAUUAAACAUCAUAUCGAGGCAGGUUAAAAAUCAAAACAACAGUAUAUAAACAGAGUUAUAUUUUAUUUAUUCCAUAAAAUUUGGACGUAAUCUGAUGAUACAAAGCCAAACGCAACUCAAAGCGGUUUACAGGAUAAAACUGCAAAAUCAUCGGUGAAAAAGUUAAGAGCAACUGUUUUAAAACAUUCCAAGAAAUAAUUGAAAGCUUAAAACUAGAUUUUAAGAAUUGUUUGAGGUGUUUGGAUGGGCUUGCCUAAACAAAGAAGUUUUUGGCAGGUGCUGAAAAGCGUGUGGCGAAGGCACCUGCCUGAUAUCAAUGGGCAGGGAGUUCCAAAGUGCAUGUGCUUCCAUGCGAAAAUAUUUUGAGUUCUGACAAAUGCGGAAGAGGUACCUGUAAUGGUGCCAGUUCCGUUGAUUGAAGCGGUUAAUGGGGCAUGCAUGGGGCAAGGUGAUCUUGCUGGUAAACUAAGAAGAUAAAGCGGUUAAGGGCCUCAUGUACUAAUAGUAACAGUUUGAACUAGUCCUGUAGAAGAAACACAUAAUAAAGUACAUAUUAGAAAUACAAGUAUACCUGGAGCGUCUCCACACCUGACAUUCAGCCCGGACACUGAGGUCCAGUGCCGGGGCCGUCUGGCGGUUCCCUCACUGUGAGAAGCCAAGUUACAGGGAACCAGACAGAGGGCCUUCUCGGUAGUGGCACCUGCCCUGUGGAAUGGCCUCCCAGCAGAUGACAAGGAAAUAAACAACUAUCCGACGUUUAGAAGACAUCUGAAGGCAGCCGUGUUUAGGGAAGCUUUUUAAGGCUUAAUGUUUCACUAUGUUUUUAUAUAUGCUGAAAGCCACUCAGAGUAGCAACCCAGUCAGAUGGGUUUUUUUAAGAUAAAUAAAUUAUUAUUAUUAUUAUUAUUCUGCAUAAUAACAACAGCAUAAAACAUACAGAGGGAUAAAAUGAGCAGCAUUGUAUCUAAAAGCACAGCCCACCCAAGGGCACACAUACAAAACCUUUCUCUCUGUCCAAACGUCAGGCAUAAUCUUGGCCACCACAGAAAAUGGCAGACCCUCCCAGCCCUCACCCGGGAGCUUCCCUUUCCUCUGCCUGUCUCCCACCCUAAGAGAUCUUCACCUCCCUGCUUCUCACCCAGCUCCUUCCACCACCCACCCACCACUUGAAAGCACAUGACUUCCUUCAAAGUAUCUUGGGAACUGUAGUUUGUGGAGGGCGCUGGGGAUCGUAGCUCCUUGAGGUGGGAACUCCAGUUCUCGGGCUGCUUGUUAUGAGAUGGGUGUUCCUUGGGUGUGCAGAUCUUUGGCAGAAUCCAUGCGACAGGGCGCUCAAUUGCCGAGGUAUGGGCUUCUCUUAAAAAUAGUUUUAAGAUUCCAGUCCUCAUGGAACUGAAUAAACUGGAACUUGGGAAGUAGUCUUUAGUCUUCUUUCUUCUUCUUCUUUGGCCAUCACUCGUAGCUGAGUAAGAUUGUCUUCCAUAAACACGGUUUUAACAAUGAGUCCGUAUGUCACUGUGGAGGCCAAUUCUGGAUCCCCACGUCCUUCCACGGUGGGGACAUUGGUUCCCAGGCAGGAGUUGAUCACGGUGUGGAUUUGCCAAGCGUGCCUUCCUCUUAGCAUGUUUCUCCCUUGUGUCCUGAGUUCGAGUGUCUUCAAAGCCCAUGACACCUUUGGUAAAGGCUGUUCUCCAACUGGAGCGCUCGCAGGCCAGUGUUUCCCAGUUGUCAGUGUUUAUACUAUCUAGUACAGUACUGUCCGCACUGACUGGCAGCAGCUCUGCAAGGUUUCAGGGAGAGGUCUCUCCAGGUAGGGCUGGGCUGUGUCCUGUGUUCCUAAGAGAUGGAUGGCCACCUGUCAUGGAUGCUUUAGCUGAGAUUCCGGCAUUGCAGGGGGUUGGACUAGAUGACCCUCGGGGUCCCUUACAAUUCUAUGAUUCUGUUAGAGUGUGAGCCCAUAUAUGUGUGCGUGAGUAGCUUGACUCCAUCUUCCCCCUAUCUAGGGAUCGACUUCAAAAUCCGGACAGUGGACAUUGAAGGGAAGAGGAUCAAGCUGCAGGUUUGGUAUGUGCUUGCGCAAACCUUUCAUGAGUCUCUGCCCCCAAGGCGCUUGCAAAUAUACAUUUUGACAGCAGAGCAGGAGACAGGCAGGAGUCUCCAAAUGAGCAGAGGCAGGGAACUCUGUGCUUUUGGUUUAUUUCAGUCGGGAGAUAAAAGGACUGGGGAGUUUGGGCUUCGGGGGGAAAGUCGAGUUUCAGACAGAGGCAUUUGAAGAAAGAAGGUCUGAAAAAGCACCCUUUGGGUUGAGAAAGGAAGAAGGUCAUGUGGUCAUGUGGCCAGCAUGACUAAGCCGUUUCUGGCGAACCAGAGCAGCACACGGAAACGCCGUUUACCUUCCCGCUGGAGUGGUACCUCUUUAUCUACUUGCACUUUGACGUGCUAUCAAACUGCUAGGUUGGCAGGAGCAGGGACUGAGCAAUGGGAGCUCACCCCGUCGCGGGGAUUCGAACCACCGACCUUCUGAUUGACAAGUCCUAGGCUCUGUGGUUUAACCCACAGUGCCACCCGCAUCCCACAUGUAUUACUUAAUUUGAAAAGGGAUCAAGACAAAUUCGUGGAGGAGGAGAAGUCUUUAAAAGGCUAUCAGCUAAACGAGUUAAAUGGAACCUCCUGGUUCAGAGGCAGUCUGCCUCUGAAUAUGAAUUGCUCUGGGGGGGAGGGGAUAAACAGUAGGGAAGAUCUGCUUCUGUGCUUCCCAGAGGCAUCAGAUAUGUUGCUGCGAUGGACAAUGCUGGACUCGAGGAGCCUUUGGGUUUAAUUCAGCAGCAAGGCUCUUCCUUCGUGCGUACAAGGCUUCGGAACGGGUGCCGAUGGGAGGAGGUUUCAGAUAACGGUCCCCGCCUCUUGCGAUUUUCGACUUCUUUCUCUUGUAGGGACACGGCCGGCCAGGAACGGUUCAAGACCAUCACCACAGCGUAUUACCGGGGAGCCAUGGUAUGGAAUUCCAAUACCCAGCAUCCCCUAGCUUCUUGGCCAGGCUGCAAUGUCAUUAUGCGAUUGGUGUCAGAAGUGGGAUCUUUGUAGCCUGGGGGGGGGCCCUAACAUAUGGUCAAAAGGGCCAAGAUGCAACAAGGCCACCAAGGAAGGAUUUUGCCAUUGGGGAGAAGCUUACGGCCAGUAAAUGUGUGUGUGUGUGUGUGUGUGUGUGUGUGUGUGUGUGUGUGUUUUAAUUGGAAUUCUGGGAUAAAUAUACAAACAGCAGGUUUCUUUAUUUUUUUGAAUUUGCCUUUUAUUUAUUUGUUAACAUUCGUAUAUUACAUUGGUAAACGUUGUCAUUUUACAUUACAGGACUUACUAUAAUUUCCAACAUGUAUACAAAAAUUAUAUACAAAUUUUAUAUACCUAGAAAUAAAAUGAAAGAAACCAAAAAAGAACAAAGAGAAAAAACGAAAACAAAUCCCCCCCCAAAAAAUCAUAUACAUGCCAACACACUAGACUUCCUGUCUUUCCCAUUGUAUAUUCCUUUUUUACAAAUGAAUGUACUCUUAUUAUUGUAUAUUUCUUUACAUAUUAUCUAAUACAUUCCUAUAUUAAUAUGUGCUCUUAGUCUUAUUUCUCAACUCGGUCUCACUCCAACGUCAGUCAAAUGCUAGCAGGUUUCUGCAACUUGACCUUGAUGUCAGAUGGGUAGAUUUUUUAAUUUGUUUGUUUGCUGCGUUGCCGUUCGUUCUGUAAAAACGCAAGCCAGUAUUAACACCCGGUUCCUUCCCAGGGGAUUAUCCUUGUGUACGACAUCACAGAUGAGAAAUCCUUUGAGAACAUCCAAAACUGGAUGAAGAGCAUUAAGGAAGUGAGUGAGCAUGAGGAAAAGUGGGGGGUGGGGGUGGGAUGGAGAGGAUCUGUGGCUGGCAUGCGCCCACCCUGUUUUCUCGUCCGCCCUCUUGCCUACCGCCCUUCUUCCCCGGUAUGGAUCCGACAUCGCCUUGCGGUAGACGGGGGGGAAGGCAGGAGGGCAAUGGCACUGUGGGCACGAUGACUCUGUUCUCCCUCUAUGGCUGCAGGCAAUGAGGUUGCUGGGAAUUGCAAGGAGGGGGAGAGUGUUGGGAUGUGUCCUGGGAGACGGGGGCAAUUGGCAAGCCCCCAGCUGGCUCCAGCCCACUAGCCGGCAGCCGGGCAAACUCCGGUUCUCAGAACAGCAUCGAAACUGCGACUCGAGCCUCAGAAGCCUUAGAGACUGAGCACGCAAGCCAGCAGAGAUAAGAACUCUUUGCAACGGAAGGGUGGACAGAGCCAUAGGUAAAGGUAAAGGGACCCCUGACCAGUAGGUCCAAUCGUGACCGACGCUGGGGCUGCGGUGCUCAUCUCGCUUUAUUGGCCGAGGGAGACGGCAUACAGCUUGACUAGGCUGCUUCUGGUGAACCGAGCAGUGCAUGGAAAUGCUGUUUACUUUCCCGCCGGAGCGGUACCUAUUUAUCCACUUGCACUUUGACGUGCUUUCGAACUGCUAGGUUGGCAGGAGCUGGGACCAAAGAACGGGAUUCGAACCGCCAACCUUCUGAUCAGCAAGCCCUAGGCUCUGUAGUUUAACCCACAGCGCCACCUGCGUCCCUAUGUAAGCAUAUUUAGAAGCAUUUUAUUAAGCAUCAGGACAAAGGAAAAAAACGUCUGCUCCUCUUCGUGUCCAAGCAAAAGCAUAAGUGAAAGCUAUACACAACGGAAGUUCCCAGCAGGCUGUGCUGGAAGUAAACAGAUAUGUGACAUACAACAAUCCACACAUCUGUUUUAAGGUGGAACGGAACAUCAUAAUCCUAACAGAGAGUAGGUCUUGCGCCCGGAUCCUGCUGGUGGACUUCCCAAUGGGGCAUCCCCGUUGACCACUGGGAGAACAGGAUUCUGGACUAGAUGGGCCACUGGUCUGAUCCCGCAAGGUUUUCAUGAGGAUCAGGGUGGGAAAACCUGAAACCUGCCUGGUCAGUGUCUGGAUCUCUCUGCCCCCCCCCUUUUCUUCUGCAGAACGCUUCGGCCGGCGUAGAGCGCCUCCUGCUGGGGAACAAGUGCGACAUGGAAGGCAAACGCAAAGUGCCCCGGGACCGAGCAGAGAAGGUAUCUGAUGUAGCCAGAGUGACAAACUCAGGCGGGGCAGAGAGACAGGGUGUGGCGGGGAGGAAAUGGCGCAAGGGGUCGGGCGCUUGAAGGUUUGAGUGCUGAGCUGAGCGGUUUUCUGGAGCGCCUCACCCCCUCAGUGAAACCUUCCUGCACUCGGAUUUAAUGGUGAGGUUGGGGAGUUAUUCAUAGAGUGAUUUGCUCUAUGAAGCACUUAAACAGUUUGCCUGGGCUGCCUGCCAUCCUGUGUUGGUGCUGCCACCUCUUGGUGGUCACAUAAACUGCAGUGUGAUGACAGCCUUAAUUUUUUAUGUAUAUAGGUGUAUAUCUCCACACCCACACCUAUAUACAUAAAAAAGUAAGGUCAUCACGCUGCUCUCUCUAUCUGUGAGUGUGUGUGUGUGUGUGUGUGUGUGUGUGUGUGUGUGUAUCUAUCUAUCUAUCUAUCUGGGUGGGUGUAGGUUUUUCAAAGAUGAAGCAAUAACCAAAGUAACCAUUAAGAGGGUCAUAUGUAAAGAAGUAUCAGGAAGCCCAAGUUAUGAUGUCAUCAUCCAGGAGGGAAUAUUAAAAGUCACAUUCAUUCACCCAAGAUAAUCUUUCCAUCAGUUCCUCUGAUUCCUUCCUGCUCUUGCACUUGAGCAGCUGUUCAGGUUUUGUAACAAACUAUGUGUGACGGGGGAAGGCUUACGUGUACCCUUUCCUUGCUGUCAGUCAACCAAGCAAGUCUGAUGCCUGCCCACCCCUAUUCUAUGGGGUCAGGAGAAGACUGAGAAGCGUUGUGGGGUGGGUGCAGCAAGCGUUGCCAAAGAGUUGGCGUUAAGACAGGUUCCCCGCCAUUCCAAGGAUCCCAUUUCUUUCCCAACAGCUAUCCAAGGAGCACGGGAUCAGGUUUUUUGAGACGAGUGCGAAAUCCAGCUUGAACGUAGAAGAGGUGAGUGGCGGGAAACUCUCAUUUAUUUCAGCAUUUUGCUGCUGCGUUUCAGGGCUACAUCACUGCAGCUUCUGCAUAAAAGAAGUGUGUGUGGUGUCUAUAGAGUCGGUAGCAGGAAAUGGGGACCCUGAGGUCCUCUAGGUGUGGUUGGACUCCAGCUCCCAUCAUUCCUGACCAUUGGGCCAUGCUGGCUGGGGAUGAUGGGAGCUGUAGUCUUAACAACACGUUUUAUGCAUCCCUGCUUUGUUAUCUCCAUAAGUGCAUUUGGUGCGUGAUCCCUGAUUGGUUGGGAUGUGAUUGGACCCAGGGCACAAAGGAAGGAACCUAGAUCCCUGCAGCUGUUUCUAGCGGAUCACAACUCCCAUAAUCUUUGACCAUUGACUGUGCUGGCUGAUGGGAGUCCACCGACAAUUGGAGAGCUGCCUAGGGGGCCACCCCACACUCCCAGAAACACAACAUAAACAUCGAUAUGUGCUUCAUUCAUAAGGCACCUGGUUCUUCAGGGGCACAGUUGCCCCAUUCAGGACCAGGGAGUCCUCCGUACCUGCCUGCCCCGUCCCCAAAAUCAGUACUUCUGUCUUGUCAGGAUUCAACCUCAAUCUGUUAGCCGCCAUCCAUCCUCCAACCGCCUCCAGACACUCACACAGGACCUUCACCGCCUUCACUGGUUCUGAUUUAAAGAGAGGUAGAGCUGGGUAUCAUCCGCAUAUUGAUUGACACCCAGCCCAACCCCCCUGAUGAUCUCUCCCAGAGGCUGCAUGUAGAUGUUGAAAAGCAUGGGGGAGAGGACGCAACCCUGAGGCACCCCACAAGUGAGAGCCCAGGGGUCUGAACACUCAUCCCCCCAACACCACUUUCUGAACACGGCCCAGGAGGAAGGAGCGGAACCACUGUAUAACAGUGCCCCCAGCUCCCAGCCCCUCUAGACGGUCCAGAAGGAUGUUAUAGUCAAUGGAGGGCUGCCCUCCUCCCAAAGAGUGACGGGCUUUAUAAAUGGGAGCAAAGGAAGGCCUACCUCACAGGGGUGUUGUGAAGGCAUUUUUUGCAUGUUAAAAUAAUAAAUGAAUGUGACAGAGGUCAGAUGGAGACUCAUCUCUGUUGUUUCCCCCCUCCAGGCUUUCAGCACGUUGGCCCGGGACAUACUUCUGAAAUCAAGCAAAAAAUCGGUGAGGAAUCUGUGAGAAAGAGGCUGGGGGGCUUUUUGGGGGGGGGGGACUUCCCUGAGCAGGGGUGUGAUGGUUCAGGGUUUGGACAGCUAGCCUGACGAAGGAGGGGAAGAGGUGGAUGAGAAAUCUGAAGUCACUGGGUGGCUGGGGCCUAUCAGAGCCAGUGGUGGACUUGGGUAAUAGAUUAGGGUUACUAGAUGUCCCCGGAUUUGCAAAUCUGUCCCUGGACAAAUUCCAUCCCCAGAAUGUCCCCAGAUUUGCAAAUCCGUCCCCGGGAAACGUGGCAGCGGCAGCCUCAGCAGCCCGGAGUCAGCCUGGUAGUGCAGUUGGCUCUGGCUGGCUCCAGGAGCUGCUCGCUGCCCUCUGCUGUAGCACCCGCCAUUUUUCCUUGCCGAAACUUCUGGCGAGGCAAAAUGGCGGGCGGCACGGCAGCGAGCAGCUCCUGAAGCCAGCCAGAGCCAACUGCGCUACCAGGCUGGGUCCGGGCUGCUGAGGCUGCUGCUGCCACUGCCGAAGGGGAACCGGGGACGUCUGGCGGUACAGAUCUCCUACCCCCUUCCCCCUUUGUUUUGACUUAUCGGGGGAGGCUCAGGAGUUGCGGGCGGGUGGCCGUUGCCCACUUUUUAAAAAACUCUGUGCAUUUUAUGUUUCACAAGGUGCGAAAGAAGGGGUUUGCACCUUGCCUGGCAGAGAAACCCCGCGCCUUGCGCCCCUCCUGGGCGACAGCUGCCCACCCGCGACUCCCCCGAUCUGUCAAAACAAAGGGGGAAGGAGAUUGGGGAAAGCUUGGGAGUCACGGGCAGGUGGCGCUCCAUUGCCCAGUUUUUUAAAAACUCUGUGCAUUUUAUGUUUCACAGGGUGCAAUAGAAGGGCUUUGCACCUUUAUACAAUAUGCAUGCGUGCUUGGGCCCAGGGUCUUUUGCCUCACCAUCUCCACUACAGUGGUACCUCGGGUUAAGUACUUAAUUUGUUCCAGAGGUCCGUACUUAACCUGAAACUGUUCGUAACCUGAAGCACCACUUUAGCUAAUGGGGCCUCCUGCUGCCGCCAUGCCGCCGGAGCACGAUUUCUGUUCUCAUCCUGAAGCAAAGUUCUUAACCUGAAGCACUAUUUCUGGGUUAGCAGAGUCUGUAACCUGAAGCGUAUGUAACCCGAGGUACCACUGUACUGACUCCCUGUUGCUACUCAGCUUCAAAAAAAAAAGUGUCCACGGAUUCAAUGAAAAAAUCUAGUAACCAUAUAGAUGCCAAAAUUUGACGCCCCACCUUGUGCGACCUUCCCAAAGCCAGCUAAGAGAGGCACCAGACUUUGGGAAAGAGGAACGAGGGUCUGGCGGGGUCCUAGAGCCAACCCUCUUCCCAAAGCUGGGAAAAUGCUAACUAGGCUUUGAGAAGGAGCAAACAGACAGUAUGACCCUGUCAGAGCCUCAAGCCUCCUUUCCAAAAACCAUGGAGGGCAGAGCACAGCCAUUGUGGCUAGCAGCUGCUGAUAGCUUUUCCCUCCUCCUCCUCCUGUGGAUUUGUCCAUUGCCAUCCAAGCUGGUGGCUGUCCUCACCUCCAGUGGCAGCGAGUUCCACAGUUCAACGACGUGCUCUGUGUAAUAGUACUUCCUACCCUAUUGUCCGUCUCUCCUCUCCUCCAGGCUCAGCACGUCAAAGGCCCUUUGGAGCUGAAAGCAUCACAGAAAAGCAGCAGUAAAUGUUUGGUGGUGUAGCGGCGACUGUCCCGUCCCGUCACUCCUCUGCCUUGUCGUAGGACGUACCCCUUUUGCCAUUUACGCUCCAAAUGCCUCCGCUUUCUUCCACGAAGCUCAGAAACCCUUCCGGGCGGGACCCCGGGAGUGGGGGCUGACGGCAGGUGGGGCUCGCAGGCCGAGACCUCCCUCUCUUCCCCCUUUUGCGUCCCCACAUUCCUUAGCCGUAGGGAAUAUAUACUAUUUGGAAGGGAUCUCGCCCGAGGGAUGUGGGUCUAGGGUUGCCAGAACUCCUCUGGCGGUGACCCCAAUUCUCCAGGGUCGCCUGGGCCCCUUCCAGGCAGCUGAGAAGGCCUUAGAUGGGUGAUAGUGCCUUAAAAAAAAUAAUAGCUAUUUUUUAAUUCAGAAAACUACGUGUGCAGCUUCCAAGUUUCAGGUUGGCAGGAGCUAUCUGCAGAUAACUGCAUAUUGCUCCCAAUUAACUUCCGUCUCCAGGGCUCAGUGGUGGAAGUGCAGAGGAAGAACCCCCAGGGCCCAUCCCUAGGUCUCAGGUUUAGACCCUGAAAUAUUAGGGUCUGGGAUGCUCCCGACCUGGCAAACCUAUGGGGGAACCACUACCAAGAUAAUGGAGGGAAUUACAUUUUGGGGGUGAAGCUGGGGGCUUGGCUGCAGUGGAGCCAGAAUGCACUGGGGCCGCCAUGAACCACAGAAUUUGGAAGCGACUCAAAGGGUCAUCUAAGUCCAACCCCUGGACUUUUUUGAGUUGGGGGGGGCACUACAGGAUGCCAACACUUUCCCCAUAACCAGCCUAUUCCCGGGAGAAUGUGUUCGCCCUGUAAUGCAACUUCUUGCUCAUAAGGGCUCUUAUUGCCCCAGCCCAACAUCCCGUGAGGAAGAGGGGUUGCCUUACCCUCUGCCCCCACAGCCCCCCCCCACAUCACGCAGCAGCCUGGAAAUGUGCCCCCAGAAACUCCCCCUCCAGAAAAGACCCACACAACAUUCCACAUGUGCCUCUUAGUUAUUAUUAUUAAUUUUGUUCGGGAACCCUUUGAACAGUAUUAAAAUGUUUGCCGUGAUUUCUGAAUGUCUCCUGUACUAAAUGUGGCAGG